UUGAUUUUUUCUCCGAGAGAUGGCAGUAGUUUCUUGAGUUUCAACUGCACAGAGCAGUUCUAUAGAAUCUCUAGUUGCUAUCUACGUCGUUGUUGUGAUCUUAUUCUAUAACCUCACUUUUGUAAACGUUUUUGUUCAACGAUGGAUUCUUCAAAGGCGAGCAGAAGCAAACAAUCAACUUCAAUUUUCAAUGUGGAACAAGAUGCAGGUCAACUGGCUGAUCUGCUGGAUAUGUCCGAUUUGGAUCUGUCUGACCUGGAUUUGGAUGAUGAUGAGGAUGCAGACCCAAGCUUUUUACCAACCCCAAACAACACUACUCAGAUUGGGUCAACUGAAUCUGAUCACCACAGUGGAUCAGAAGAGAGCAGUGAGGAUGAAGAGACUCGAGGACACCAAGAAUCUAAUUUGUUGGUAAGCUCAUGUGGAGCCGGCUGGGGAAGCAGCCCUACUGGUGGUUAAUGAGACCGGGAUUGAUAACAAUGGGCUGUAUUAUCAACAGAAACUAACAAUAUACGGCAUUCUCCGGCAACGUUAUUUGAUGGAAUUUAUUCAUGAUGGCGAAAGAUUGUGGGUGGGGGUGACCUAUUCGGCCCCAUUCGAGCGGGACAAGAGAAUAAACAGAUUGCUGCGAUACUUCUAUUACCGUUGUUACUUCCAUGUAUUGCAACAUCAGACCAGAGAGCUCCAAAAAGAAGGAAGCCCUCAAAAUCUGAAGUGAGUGAAAGUUUUGCACUACA
This is a messenger RNA of Nilaparvata lugens (brown planthopper), 737 nucleotides long. RefSeq lists its product as uncharacterized. The record is from RefSeq and is a predicted model, not a curated record. Lineage: Eukaryota; Metazoa; Arthropoda; Insecta; Hemiptera; Delphacidae. The transcript has 5 exons. The coding region runs from base 142 to 459 and encodes 105 amino acids.